CGUUGCAUUGGUGGUGUCCUUAAUUCCUUUUUCUUUUUUCUUUCUUCUUUUUAUUGUGGAACAGAGGUGUUUAUCAAAUUAAGCCGUAAUAAAGUCUGUUAUCCAAACAAGAAAACUGUACAAAAAUAAUUUAAGAUGAAGCGAUAUCGAGGCUAAUCUGUCGACCUGUAUAUUAAUAAUGGCCUCAGAGUUUGGUUGGCAGCACCAGCAUGGAUUCCACUAGUGGCUACUGAAUAGCUAUAUAAGCGACGAAAAAACUGCCACUGGUUUUACUCUUCAGUGGCCGAUUGGAUUGUUAGGAAAAGACUCACCACCUCUGUUCACAAAUUGUUGAAAGAACAGAGAGAAAGAAUGUGGUUGUUUAGCAAGAAAAGCCCAUCGGGGUUCUCAUCAUCUUCCACAGCUGAGCAAGUUACACAAGGGAUUGAUGGCUCUGGUCUUACUGCCAUUGUUACAGGAGCUUCUAGUGGUAUUGGAACUGAAACUACCCGCGUACUUGCAUCAUGUGGUGUCCAUGUAGUUAUGGCAGUGAGGAAUUUGGUUUCUGGAAGAAAUGUCAAAGAAACUAUCAUAAAGGAAAUCCCCACAGCCAAAGUUGAUGCUAUGGAAUUGGAUCUCAGUUCAAUGGCAUCUGUAAGAAAGUUUGCAUCAGAUUUUAAUUCCUCAGGUCUUCCAUUGAACAUCCUAAUUAACAAUGCAGGAGUCAUGGCAACUCCCUUCAUGCUUUCCAAAGACAACAUAGAACUACAGUUUGCAACAAAUCACUUAGGUCAUUUUCUUUUGACAAAUCUUCUUUUGGACACCAUGAAGAAAACAGCCCAUCAAAGUAAUAGAGAAGGAAGAAUUGUAAAUGUCUCAUCAGAGGCGCAUCGAUACUCUUAUCAUGAAGGAAUUCGUUUUGAUAAAAUUAAUGACCGGUCCGGGUAUAGCAGUUUUCGUGCCUAUGGUCAAUCAAAGCUUGCUAAUGUGUUGCAUGCUAAUGAGCUCACUAGACGACUAAAGCAGGAAGAUGGGGUCAACAUAACUGCAAAUUCACUUCAUCCCGGAGCAAUUGUCACCAAUCUUUUCCGUCAUAUGAACAUCAUCAAUGGCAUGGUUAAUGUGCUUGGUAAACUUGUGCUUAAAAAUGUUCAGCAGGGUGCUGCAACAACAUGCUACGUGGCAAUGCAUCCGCAAGUUAAGGGUAUAAGUGGUGAAUAUUUUUCGGACAGUAACUUGGCCAAAGCAAGUGCUCAUGGUAGAGAUGUUGAAUUGGGAAAGAAACUCUGGGAUUUCAGCAUGAAAUUGGUUAGCUGAAUGCCAGGUCGAUGAUAAGCUAGUUACUAUUUAAUGCGCCAAAAAGAUUUUGUAAUAAUAAUAAAGCAACUGUCAUUUAUAAUUUCUUAGACAAUGUAUAUAAGAAUCUUGAUGCAAGAGUGGACCGUAUGAUAAUGAAAACUGCGUAACCUUAUUUCACUA
Molecule: messenger RNA, 1458 nt
Organism: Ricinus communis (castor bean)
Lineage: Eukaryota; Viridiplantae; Streptophyta; Magnoliopsida; Malpighiales; Euphorbiaceae
Product: short-chain dehydrogenase TIC 32, chloroplastic
Exons: 8
Coding region: 352-1296 (314 amino acids)
Source: RefSeq, a predicted model, not a curated record